Molecule: messenger RNA, 2258 nt
Organism: Dreissena polymorpha
Lineage: Eukaryota; Metazoa; Mollusca; Bivalvia; Myida; Dreissenidae
Product: coiled-coil domain-containing protein 130 homolog
Exons: 7
Coding region: 89-1462 (457 amino acids)
Biological process (GO): mRNA splicing, via spliceosome
Cellular component (GO): U2-type spliceosomal complex; post-mRNA release spliceosomal complex
Source: RefSeq, a predicted model, not a curated record
CCGCGGAUUAACGUCAAAGAAAAAAAAACUGCUUUGACAUCUAUCUUUUGUUUACGAUUUCCCGUAGGCUGAAAGUUUAAAGAAAAAUAUGGCUGAACGAAAGUCACAGAACAAGUAUUACCCACCUGACUGGGAUCCAUCCAAAGGGUCGAUUAACAAAUAUGUGGGCCAGCAUCCACUGCGAGAUAGGGCCAAAAAGCUGGGCCAGGGCAUCCUUGUCAUCAGGUUUGAGAUGCCCUACAACAUUUGGUGCGGUGGCUGUGGAAACCACAUCGGCAUGGGGGUCCGUUACAACGCGGAGAAGUCCAAGACAGGCAUGUACUACACAACGCCCAUCUACAAGUUCCGUAUGAAGUGCCAUUUGUGUGACAACUACUUUGAAAUACAGACAGAUCCAAAGAACCAUGAUUAUGUUAUUCUUGAGGGUGCUAGAAGAAAGGAGCAAAGGUGGGACCCAAAAGAAAAUGGACAAAUUGAAACCGAAGACAAAGGUAUCAUCAAGAAGAUGGCAACAGACGCCAUGUUCAAGCUGGAGCACGGUUCAGAUGAUGUCAAGAAGGGUCAGAGGUCAGCGGCCACAAUGUCCAGCCUGGAGCAAAAGAGGGACGAGUGGAGAGAUGAUUACUUGCUGAAUAAACUAGCCAGGCAGAAGUUUAGGGAAGAAAAAAAGGCCCACAAGUCAGAGCAAGACGUGGAUGCAGCACUGCUGGCAAAGUCGUCACUAGAAAUCCCACUACAGAAAAAGACUGCAGACGAUGUGAAACUGGCAUCUCUGAUCAAGUAUAGGGCUUUAGAAUUCUAUGAUGAGCGACAGGCCAUUAAAAGAAACAGUCCACUAUUUGAAAAGAUCAAAGUCCCUAAACUUAGCAGUCCAGAGGAGAAAAAGUUAGCAAUCAUCAAAGAGACUCUGAACUCCAAAAAACAGAGCUCUCCAUUUGAUAGAUCCAUUAUGCCAGGGAUGACAGGCGUUUCCACAUUGUCCAAACAAAGCCUGGGUAUAAAGAAGAAAGUCAAAAGUGUUGGUUCCAAUUUUUCAUUUAGACGAAAUUCCAGUCAAUCAGAAUCCAGUAUAUCUGCAUGUUCAGAAGAAAGUAAUGAUGUGAAACAAGUCAACGACAGUGCAGUUGAAGAUUCUUCAGCAGGUGUUGAUGAAAGUAGCGUUGGUAACAGUUGUGUAGAAGGAGAGGGGCUUGACAAUUUUAAAAAUGCUAAUAAGUCUUUUACAGAAAUAACAACUGAUGCCAGCCAUGUUGUUGUAAAUAAUUGCAGAUUAAAUUCUGAUGAAGAAACUUUUACAGACAGGCAGCCAGACAAACAUGUGGAUACUAGUUCAUCAGACUUGAAGCUUGGUUUAUCUUCAGAGCAAUCUUCAGAAAAUCAGUGCACUGUUGAAAGACAAACUCUGGAAGGCAAAAACAAAUAUAAACAUGUUAGCAAUAAAGUGGAUGGUACUGUCUCUUAACCAGUAAAUGACUACACAAGAUGUGAUGCAUUGCAAAAGUCAAGUUUAAGUCUUAUCAGUGCGUACAUUGACUCUGAGUCUGAAUAAGUAAGGUAUGCAUGAUUGUUUUGCUUGUUAUGCUUUAUAGAAGAAUACAUUAUUGUCCCCUACCGGUUUCACCGGAGGGGACUUGUGGUUUUCGCUCUGUGUGUCUGUCUGUCUGUCUGUGAGUCUGUCACACUUUUCUGGAUCCUGCGAUUACUUUAAAAGUUCUUAAUAUUUUUCCAUGAAACUUGAAACAUGGAUGGAUGGCAAUAUGGACAUUAUGCACAGCAUUUCAUUUUGUUCCUAAUUCAAAAAUUUUGGUUGCUAUGGCAACAAAUAGACUAGAAAUAUUGAUGAAAAGGGUGGUUUUCUGGAUCCUGCGAUAACUUUAAAAGUUCUCAUUAUUUUUUCAUGAAACUUCAAACAUGGAUAGAUAGCAAUAUGGACAUUAUGCACGUCAUUUCAUUUUGUUCUUACGUCAAAAAUUCUGGUCGCUAUGGCAACAAAAAAAUAUACAAACAGGCCUUUUCCACCCUAUGCCAUGAGUCCGAAUUUCGGCCCCAUUCCCAAUGCAAAUCUGGUUGUUUUUUCCAAUUGAAAAAAAAACAACAACCAAAUUCCCAAAAAAAUAACAAAAUAUUUUUUUAUUUUUUUUUAAACCUUUAAAUAUAUAAGUUAACCUGAUCCAGUGUAGAAAUUAGAAAAAUAUUGCAUAAUUAAAUUAUCUGUCGCCCUGAAUUUGUUUUAAAAACAGUAAAAUAUGUAAAAUUGA